AUGUCCUCUGACGAAAAGAAGCGUAGUAUAGACAAUGACAAAAAGAGAUCCAAAAAGUCUACUUCUAUGGGUUCUGAACACCAGCCAUCUAAGAAACCUAAAUUCUAUUCUGAAGAAGCCAUGGGGUCAAUAGGCAUAAACAUACAGAGGGGUGCAUUAUUUUCGCACAGCAAGAAUUCAAGGUUAGGUGACGGCGAAAGACAGCCUAUUUCAGAGCUAACACAAGAGCAGGCUAAUAAUCCAUUUAUGGUCUCAGAAAACAUGGAGCCGAUCGUGGUCGAUAAUUUUGCAGAAGAGACUAUAAGUGAAAUUGCCAUAUCAAAAGGUUCGGAUUCUCGAACGUCUGAAGGUGAACACGUUAUUCUAAGUCAUCAGGUCCGCCAUCAAGUAGCCCUUCCUCCAAACUACCAAUACACGCCAAUUUCUCUACACGUUCCACCUUCAAAACCGGCAAGAACAUAUCCUUUUGAGCUAGAUCCUUUCCAAAAAGUUGCGAUCGCAUCGAUAGAACGAUCAGA
Acaulospora morrowiae is the source of this 518-nucleotide messenger RNA. Lineage: Eukaryota; Fungi; Glomeromycota; Glomeromycetes; Diversisporales; Acaulosporaceae. The record is from the annotation of a GenBank genome assembly.